This is a messenger RNA of Pezoporus occidentalis (night parrot), 2450 nucleotides long. It is a transcript of the gene PRKAA1, whose product is annotated as protein kinase AMP-activated catalytic subunit alpha 1. NCBI's taxonomy places the organism in Eukaryota, Metazoa, Chordata, Aves, Psittaciformes, Psittacidae. The transcript has 9 exons. Gene Ontology annotation, cellular component: cytoplasm. Gene Ontology annotation, biological process: protein phosphorylation; intracellular signal transduction. Bases 57 to 1742 code for a protein of 561 amino acids. Gene Ontology annotation, molecular function: AMP-activated protein kinase activity; ATP binding. The record is from RefSeq and is a predicted model, not a curated record.
AGGCGGGUGCUCUGGGUUGCUCCUCCUCCGCUAAGGUUUCGGCGCGGGCGGGUACGAUGCGCAGACUCGGCCCUUGGCUAAAGAUGGCGGCGGCGGGUGAUAAACAGAAACACGAGCACGGGCGGGUGAAGAUCGGGCAUUACAUCCUAGGCGACACGCUCGGCGUCGGCACCUUCGGCAAAGUCAAGGUUGGCAAACAUGAGUUAACUGGGCAUAAAGUUGCAGUGAAGAUCCUGAAUCGACAGAAGAUUCGCAGCCUUGAUGUUGUAGGAAAAAUCCGCAGGGAGAUUCAGAACCUCAAGCUCUUCAGACACCCUCAUAUAAUUAAGCUGUACCAGGUCAUCAGUACGCCAACUGAUAUUUUCAUGGUGAUGGAGUAUGUUUCAGGAGGAGAGCUGUUUGAUUAUAUCUGUAAAAAUGGAAGGCUGGAUGAGAAGGAAAGUAGACGUUUGUUCCAGCAAAUCCUUUCUGGCGUGGACUACUGUCACAGGCAUAUGGUAGUACAUAGAGACCUGAAGCCUGAAAAUGUGCUGCUUGAUGCACACAUGAAUGCCAAGAUAGCUGACUUUGGUCUAUCAAAUAUGAUGUCAGAUGGAGAAUUUUUAAGAACAAGCUGUGGUUCCCCUAAUUAUGCUGCGCCAGAAGUAAUUUCUGGAAGAUUAUAUGCAGGUCCAGAAGUAGAUAUUUGGAGCAGUGGGGUUAUUCUCUAUGCUUUGUUAUGUGGAACGCUUCCAUUUGAUGAUGAUCAUGUCCCAACCCUUUUUAAGAAGAUAUGUGAUGGUAUCUUUUAUACCCCUCAGUAUCUGAAUCCGUCUGUAAUCAGUCUUCUGAAGCACAUGCUGCAAGUGGAUCCAAUGAAGAGAGCAACAGUCAGAGACAUUAGAGAACAUGAAUGGUUUAAACUGGACCUUCCAAAAUACUUGUUUCCUGAAGACCCAUCAUAUAGCUCUACGAUGAUUGAUGAUGAAGCCUUAAAAGAAGUGUGUGAGAAGUUUGAAUGCACUGAAGAGGAAGUGUUAAGUUGUCUGUACAGCAGAAAUCAUCAGGAUCCUUUAGCAGUUGCUUAUCACCUCAUUAUAGAUAAUAGAAGAAUAAUGAAUGAGGCCAAAGACUUCUACUUGGCAACAAGCCCCCCAGAUUCUUUUCUUGAUGAUCACCAUCUGUCUCGCCCUCAUCCUGAAAGAGUGCCAUUUUUAGUAGCUGAAGCACCUCGUCCUCGCCAUACUCUUGAUGAGCUGAAUCCACAGAAGUCAAAGCACCAAGGUGUAAGGAGGGCUAAGUGGCAUUUGGGAAUACGAAGUCAGAGUCGACCAAAUGAUAUCAUGGCUGAAGUUUGUCGAGCAAUUAAACAACUGGAUUAUGAAUGGAAGGUUGUAAAUCCAUACUAUCUGCGUGUCCGAAGGAAGAAUCCAGUUACCAGUGCAUAUUCUAAAAUGAGUCUACAGUUGUAUCAGGUGGACAGCAGGACAUACUUACUGGACUUCCGUAGCAUCGAUGAUGAAAUUACUGAAACGAAGUCUGGGACUGCAACUCCACAGAGAUCAGGUUCUGUGAGCAACUAUAGAUCCUGUCAAAAAGAUUCAGAUGCUGAUGCACAAGGAAAAUCUGCAGAUACAUCCCUUACCUCAUCAGUCAACUCAUCGCUUGACUCUUCUACAGCUGACUUAACUCCAAGGCCAGGGAGUCAUACAAUAGAGUUUUUUGAGAUGUGUGCAAAUCUUAUUAAAAUACUUGCACAGUAAUUUUGAAGAUGGGCUUAUUUCUCUCACAGCAAUAAGCAUGCCUAAAUCAUAGCCAGAUGCUUCCAGUUAUAAUCAAGUUAAAUUUACUAAGGCGCUGAGAAAGCUAGCCACAGAAUGCAAUUUGUACAGGAAUUGAAAUGAUUAUGGGCAGUUCACAUGUACUUGAAGCUGGAGAGAAUUCUGAUUGUCUGCUGUCCAGUAGCAGAGGUGCAGGAAAUCACAUGCCCUUGAGGCAGCAUUCGUAACAAUUUAUGUUGAGUGCACGUUAGGCUGCAUAUAACAUUUAAGUUAGAUGGACUUUGUUUUUUUUGUUCUUUUUUUUUCACUGGUAAUACAUACACCUGAUGCACUGUAAGUAAAUGUACACUUACUAGUUCAGUGCCCUGAGUAUGACUUGUUGGUCACUAAGCGCAAUUGUGACUCAGUUGGUCAGAACUGUCAACAUCUUCUAAGAGUAAUAUGUUAAAACUGCUGUCUUUCUUCCCCUCCCUUACUUGACAGUAAAUGAUAAAGAACUGUUUAAUGCAUUAGAGUGUACUCCUUUUAGCAACGGGUAGAUUUGAUUAGAUGCAUGCAGGUUCUACCAGCUGGAAACAUACGCAGGUGCUCUGUAAUGCACUAAGGAUGAAAUUCCGUGGGCUGUGAGUAGAACAGAAAUAUCAAAUAUAUAUAGUUUGCAAAAGCUGUUUAUGUAUAUCCAGAGAUGUU